This is a messenger RNA of Drosophila innubila, 1444 nucleotides long. RefSeq lists its product as uncharacterized. Bases 225 to 965 code for a protein of 246 amino acids. NCBI's taxonomy places the organism in Eukaryota, Metazoa, Arthropoda, Insecta, Diptera, Drosophilidae. The record is from RefSeq and is a predicted model, not a curated record. The transcript has 2 exons.
AGCGCACAGGAGCGGAGCUAGCUUUGUGCGGGUGUUUGGAAGGGGCGCCUUUGAAUUAAAUGUCUAUGUGCGAUAUUAACUUGUUUAAAGCGUCACUUAAAAUUCUCAUUAAAUUGAGAAUUUGAAACAUCUAUUUCUUAGUUGUUUUCGUACAGCCCUCGCUUUUAUAUUUAUGCACAUACAUACAUCACUUCAACACAUGCAGAAAUACAAUUGUUGUGAUCAUGGACGAAUUGCCGGCGGAUAAAACAGGAUCAUCAAACAAUCAUCUGAAUUCGAGCUCAAAACCAAAUUGGUGCUGCAUCAUGGAUAAUCUGCCGGUUCAGGGACAUGGUGACGGUCCAAUGCCGUAUCAGCCAACGAAACUCUUCCAAUGGCUGUCGGCCAAGAAUCUGCCACAAUUGGAGGACGAAACACCGCCCACAAGCUUCUACGAGGUGCUGGAGAAUGCCGAGAUCGCCUUCCACUGCACACAGUGCGACAAGCUGCUGGUGAGCCUCAAUGCGGAGUCACUGCAGCGCACAAUUGGCACCCAGACGCUGAUGCUGAAGCAGACACAGGCACAAACACAGACUCUGAAGCACACAGGGGCACAGAGUGUGAGCCAAGCUCAAACCCACACUCCAACUGGGACUCCGACUUUGAUAAUGCGACGGACGCGAACACCGAGUCCAAAUCCGCGACCCUAUCGAGGCACCUAUCCAAUUUUGCAGGAGCUAUGGUUGCUUCGCGAACGUUCGUUGUGGUCGCUGCUGAAGACGCUGCUCCUGUGCAUCUCUCUGCUUAACGGUUGCUACUUGCUUUGCCGUGGCAUCUGUCGCCUGGCCAUUUUGCGUCGCAUUUUGUUGUGCGUUCAGCCAGCGGCUCCACCGCCACCACCACCACCACCGCAGAUCUCAAACUCGUUGCCCGCAUUCCUAUGGAGCCAGUUGUGUAGGCUGGCCAGGAAACUGCACAUCAUUUGACCGCAGCCGCUCCUGGAAUACAAACGCAGCACACACAGCGCACAGCGGGAUCGAGAUGGCAUUUUCUAAAAUAGUUUUUUCUAUUUUUAUAACUGGGCAAAACGCUAUUUUAAGGCCCGCUCCCGAUCGACAACAACUAAGAUAACGCUGUUCGCCUAGGUGAAGCACAUUUCCGAGAGUUUCGUGUUUUUCGUCUUUCUUUUCUAUUCCUCAUUUGUGUUUGUGUAUGUGUGCGUGUGUGCCUCUUCAGAGUACAGAGAACAAUGACAGAGACUUAGAUUACCCCUGGACAUGUUCCAAACAUAAAUUUCACUGUGUACUCCGACGCCAACGAUGAUAACGACGUUGACACCAACUCAAAAUUACGGUCAAUACUCGGACAGCUUCUCCAGCUGCCUACCUACCCUAAAUCUGCAUCUCUUAUGACAGUUAUACUAUGUAAAAUUACUCAAUAAAUACAGCAAUUGCUUGACGACUAA